Molecule: messenger RNA, 892 nt
Organism: Microplitis demolitor
Lineage: Eukaryota; Metazoa; Arthropoda; Insecta; Hymenoptera; Braconidae
Product: odorant receptor 43a
Exons: 5
Coding region: 91-861 (256 amino acids)
Biological process (GO): sensory perception of smell; detection of chemical stimulus involved in sensory perception of smell
Cellular component (GO): plasma membrane
Molecular function (GO): olfactory receptor activity; odorant binding
Source: RefSeq, a predicted model, not a curated record
UUACCCUGCAGAGCAUGGCUACCUUACGAUUAUUCAAAUAAUAUCAUUAUUUAUUGGGUGACCGCUUCCCAGCAGCUUCUUACCAUUUUUAUGAGUGCCAACGUUGACAUUGCCUAUGACACUUUGUUUCCUGGGAUGAUGAUGCAAGUUUGCGCCCAAAUAAAUGUACUCAAACAUCGAUUUCGUCUUACUUUAGAUGCACUGGAAAAUGUUUCCGUCGACAAAAUGGAUCCUGUUAUGGUUAAAACUGUUGAAAAAAAAAUUUUUGCCGAGUGUGUUGAGUAUCAUGUAGAAAUUUUAAGGAUGGUUGAUAUAAUGAGUCAUGUAUUUGGCCCAAUGAUAUUUAUUCAAUAUUCAUUCAGUUCAAUAAUUCUCUGCAGCAGCGUUUACGCGCUAUCUCAAAUGGUGCCCUUUUCGCCAGAAUUUAUUGCAUGCUCUGUAUAUAUUCUCUGCAUGUUCUUCCAAAUAUUCGUCAUCUGUAUGUCGGGCAACCGAGUAACUCUCGAGUUUGCAGAACUCAGCACUGCAAUGUACAAUACAAAUUGGUUCGCACUGAGCAAUAAUGCUCAAAAACACAUUGUCAUGAUGAUGAUGUCGUCAAUCAAACCGAUUAUAUUCGCCAGUGGACAUGUUGUUACUUUGUCACUAGAAUCAUUCAAACGAUUUGCAGAUUUAAGCAACUCGACCUACAAUACCGAUUGGUGUGAUUUAGAUAUCAGACACAGAAAAUCUAUUAUUAUUAUUGUUUCACAAGCAUUGAAGCCUGUCAUAUUUACGUCUGGUUAUUUCGUAACUCUGUCACUUGAGUUGUUCAAAAAUGUGAUUAAAUUGUCUUAUUCCAUUUAUAAUUUCCUACAGUAGUCACAUUUUAUUGUGUAAAAAUAGAACUAGA